UUAUUGUUUUAACCUUUACUAUUUUCCAUACCAGGAUCGUUUUAUCCACACGGGCACACAAACAGAAGCUCCAAGUGUGAGAACAUGUGCCACUCAACUGUCAAUUGGGACCUUGAAAGCACACGUGCACAGCCAAAGGACCCAGACACCAGUGUUGUCACAUGAGACUGCUGGCACACAAACCACACUGCCUGAGUACAUGUUUUCAUCCACACCUAUAAAGGGGCCAGGGUUUGGACCACAAAAAAGAGCAUGUGUUGAGUCAGAGGAGGAAGAGGGAUUCACCUCACCAGAGUCACAAGUCGACCCAAAUGACCCAACCUUUACUCCUGGCGGAUCCCUAACAACACAUGAUUCAACAAUGUCGACGGAAAGUGCUGUAUACAUGGAUAAAAAAUACAUUGUAUUUGAGUCCUGCCUGAGGGAGCUUUUUGACACAUGUCCAGUGUGCAAGAGAAAUUGCGAAGUGCAGCAGCAACAGAAGGGCACGUAUGUUGCAUUUCAUCAAACGUGUCCAAAAUGCAACUACUCCAGGAAGUGGCAAAGUCAGCCCAUGAUUAAGAACACCCCAGUUGGCAAUGUACAGUUAUCUGCUGCUACAUAUUUCACUGGUGCAUCCUUCAUCCAGCUGGAAAAGCUAUGCCGCGCCUUGCAGCUCCAGAUUUCUCAUUAUGACACCUUCCGGAAACAUGCAAGGAAAUACCUGGAACCUGCAAUCGUCCACAAGUGGAAGAGUGACCAGCAGGUCCUUUUCUCCACAUUGAAACUGGGGGGGAAAGUUCAAGUUGCAGGAGACAUGCGUGCAGAUUCUCCAGGGCACUCUGCAAAAAUUGGGAGCUAUUCCUUGAUGCACAUGGACAGCAACAAAAUGUUGGACCUCCAGCUAGUUCAGAGCAAUGAAGUGGGUGGUAGCUACCACAUGGAAAAGGAGGGACUACGACGAAGUCUGGACCAUCUGCAAUCCAAUGGCUUGGCUGUGGAUUAUAUUGUUACAGACAGACACCCACAGAUCCAGAGGUUUCUGAGAGACCUACAAAUUACACAGUUUUAUGACGUGUGGCACUUUGAAAAAGGUUUGUCCAAGAAACUGCAGAAACUUGCUAAAAACAAAGACUGUCAGAUUUUGAAUAAGUGGCUGCGUGCCAUAAAGAACCACGUGUACUACAGUGCAACGUCCUCAACAUCGGGCCCAGAGAAGGUGGCAAAGUGGACAUCCAUACUAAAUCACAUGCAGGAUGUGCAUACUCACGACAACCCCAUCUACCCAAAGUGUGCACAUGCUGACAGGGUGUCGAAGGAUAAAAACAAGUGGUUCCAGCCAGGGUCAGUUGCACUGUACAAGGUAGAAAAGACCCUGACCAACAAGAGGGUCCUGAAAGACGUGGAGAAGCUAAGCCACCACUACCAGACUUCUACGCUGGAGUCCUUCCACAGUUUGGUUCUGCAGUUUGCUCCUAAAAAUGUGGUUUUUCCAUAUGUUGGGAUGUUAUGCAGGUUGUACCUUGCAUCCAUGCAUCACAACGAAAAUUCCAGCCGUGAGCAGGCAACAACAGCUUAAGGCCAAGCUGUCUACAGAGUGUCGUAUCCGAAGGCCAAGAAGGGAGAACCCACCGCAAAGCCGGUCAAAACAGACCCCAUGUACA
Messenger RNA from Solea solea (common sole), 1643 nucleotides. RefSeq lists its product as uncharacterized. The record is from RefSeq and is a predicted model, not a curated record. Bases 200 to 1558 code for a protein of 452 amino acids. NCBI's taxonomy places the organism in Eukaryota, Metazoa, Chordata, Actinopteri, Pleuronectiformes, Soleidae. The transcript has 9 exons.